Messenger RNA from Drosophila innubila, 796 nucleotides. Its product is annotated as mitogen-activated protein kinase kinase kinase 7-like. Lineage: Eukaryota; Metazoa; Arthropoda; Insecta; Diptera; Drosophilidae. The coding region runs from base 126 to 725 and encodes 199 amino acids. The record is from RefSeq and is a predicted model, not a curated record. The transcript has 4 exons. Gene Ontology annotation, molecular function: ATP binding; MAP kinase kinase kinase activity; magnesium ion binding. Gene Ontology annotation, biological process: positive regulation of canonical NF-kappaB signal transduction; protein phosphorylation; JNK cascade.
GAGAGCUCAAAUACAUAUCGAGUCUUAGCCACAAUAAUAUUAUAACAUUAUAUGGCAUCAGUGUGGAUAAUGAUUAUAGAGUUCUUCUAUUAUAUGAGUUUGCGCAUUGUGGAUCACUUGACAAUAUGCUGCAUGGAAAUAAAGGAAGUUUGGACUACUCAUAUACAGACGCCUUGAAUUGGAUGCAUCAAUUGGUCAAGGGAAUGGCAUUUAUGCAUGACAGGAAUAUUGUUCAUCGUAAUUUGAAGCCAUCAAAACUGCUAUUUGUGCACAAUUUUCAAACAGUAAAAAUUGGUAGCUCGAGCUGCAUGACUGAAGUCUCUACUCAGAUGACUUUCGCAACUGAUCUACCCGUUUAUAUGGCCCCAGAGGUCUUAAAUGGUCAGACAUUCACGAAGAGCUGCGAUGUCUAUAGCUUUGGAACUAUACUGUGGGAGGUCAUGUCAAGAAAAAGACCCUUUGCCAAUAAAGGCUAUCCACUCAUUCGUUAUCUAGUUUUGAAAGGAACCCGUCCUGACCUGAAUGAUGCUAACAUUUUUGUUAGAAAUUCCAGUCCCAUCAAAUAUUUGAUCAACAAGUACUGGGAUAACAUGUCUAGAGAUUUCCAACCGAUUAAUAAUUUGAUAUCCAAGUGCUGGGACUCAAAUCCACAGGAGAGACCUACUAUGAAUGACUUAAUUGUGUCUCUUGGCAACAUAUUAACGGGUUUUCCAAUAGGGACAUAACAAUAACAAAAUAAAUAAGAUUGUUUAGAUCUGUUUAGCGACGUGUUCACCGCACUUUUUUUUAAAGAUAA